This is a messenger RNA of Arachis ipaensis, 777 nucleotides long. NCBI's taxonomy places the organism in Eukaryota, Viridiplantae, Streptophyta, Magnoliopsida, Fabales, Fabaceae. The record is from RefSeq and is a predicted model, not a curated record.
AUGAAAGCAUUUAAGGAAGAAGUAAGAUCCAACAUGCAGAAUCAAGGAGCCUCAAUUCAGAAUCUUGAAGCACAAGUUGGGUAUCACUCCAAGCAAGUACCCAUGCCCACUCACACAUUCUCUAGUGACACUAUGACUAAUCCAAGAGAAGAGUGUAAAGCCAUUACACUGAGAAGUGGAAAGAUAGUGAAGGAAGCAUCUUCAAUGGAACCACAAGAAGAGGAAGUUGAUAAGAACACAAGCAACAAAGAAGAAGAGAAAGCACCUGCACCCACUCCACCAAAGGAGAAAGAAAUUUUGAAGUCUUAUGUGUCAAAGGACUCUUACCCCCAAAGAUUGAGAAAGGAUGGAAAGGAUAACCAAUUCUCCAAGUUCUUGGAGAUAUUCAAGAAAUUUCAAAUCAACAUACCCUUUGCUGAAGCAUUGAAGCAGAUGCCCCUCUAUGCUAAGUUCUUGAAAGAACUUAUGGCCAAAAAGAGGAACUGGAGAAACAAGGAAACAGUGGUACUAACGGAAGAGUGUAUUGCUGUCAUCCAACAAAAACUACCUCAAAAGUUAAAGGAUCCUGGGAGCUUCCAAAACCCUUGUGUCAUAGGGGACAUCACUAUUGAAAAAGCUUUGUGCGAUUUGGGAGCUAGUAUUAACUUGAUGUCCUUAUCAAUAAUGAAGAAAAUGAGGAUCGAAGAAGCCAAACCAACAAGAAUGGCACUCCAGUUGACAGAUAGAUCAUUCAAGCUUCCUCAUGGGGCAGUGGAGGAUUUGCUAGUGAAUGUGUGA